CACACAUCCCUUUACCUCCUUCCCUUCUCACCAAACCAAUUUCAUGCUCCAAGCAGACCUCUGCCAGCUGGCAGACUGUGCUCUCACAGAGGUGGGCUCCCUGGCUGGACCAGGGCUCCAAGCUGCCUUUUCUCUAUUGCUGGGGCUGGGGCGAGGCACUGCUAGCAAGAACCUGAGCUGAAACUCAAGUUGUGACCCGAGCCAGUUGCUGUGCCUUUAAGCCGCUUUCCCUUUCGGGGAAACCUACGCCAGCACUCGAGGGUCGAGAGGCGCCGGAGAGCACUCCCCCCACCACCGCCGAGUUCUGCACUCCCCUCUUUUCUCUCUCCUCCCCACUCCUCCGCCCCUUCUCCCCUCCCCUCCCCUCCCCUCCUUGGCUGUCCAGCCGCCUCAGCGCUCUCCGUCACCUCGCAGCCUGCCGCACUCCUGGAGCGAGAGAGAGCGAGGAGCAAGCCUCCGAGAUGGUGCGGCCCGCAGCGCAGCCAUGGAGCCCACCCGAGGAGCCCGCGCGCACUGCUGCCAGCCUGUCCGCAGCCCACUGCCUGCGCGCCAGCUCCCUGCGUCCCGGGCCAGCUGCUGCCGCCCCGCCAACCUCCGUCCGCCCCGCCGCCCCACGCCACUGAGCCCCACCCCAGUGCCGGGCUCCCGGGCACCACCGGCGCCCUAGUCCCGCCGCCGCCGUCGUCGCCACCGCCUCUGCUCUGCUGCUGCCGCGCAGCCGAGGCGGAGGAGGAGAGAAAGGAGGAGGAAGUCAUGUGAUGCAGGAAGAGUGCACAAAUGAUAUGGAAUGUGUACAGCUGCCAGCAGAGACACUGCGACAAGUGACCAUUCACCGAGACCCUAUAUAUGGCUUUGGCUUCGUGGCUGGCAGUGAGAGGCCUGUGAUGGUUCGAUCUGUGAGGCCAGGAGGCCCCUCUGAGGACAAGCUCCUGGCUGGUGACCAGAUUGUGGCUAUUAAUGAGGAGGACGUGAGUGAAGCCCCCAGGGAGAGGUUCAUAGAACUCAUCAGGAGUGCUAAGGAAUCCAUCGUUCUUACAGUUCUGCACACUCAUCAGUCCCCCAAAUCUGCCUUCAUCAGUGCUGCAAAGAAGGCCAAGCUGAGGUCCAAUCCUGUGAAGGUCCGAUUUUCUGAGCAGGUGGCAGUUGGAGAAACAGAUGCAAAAAUGAUGAAGAAGGAAGCUCUCCUCCUCAUCCCCAACGUCCUGAAGGUUUUCCUAGAAAAUGGACAGAUCAAGUCGUUCACAUUUGAUGGCCGGACCACUGUUAAGGAUGUGAUGGCGACUUUACAGGACCGUCUCUCCCUCAGGUACAUUGAGCAUUUUGCUCUUGUCCUUGAGUAUACUGGGCCGGAACAGAAUCACAAGUUCCUGAUUCUCCAGGACAAGCAGCCCCUGGCUUAUGUAGUACAGCGGACACACUAUCAUGGAAUGAAAUGCCUCUUCAGAAUAAGCUUCUUUCCCAAGGACCCUGUGGAGCUGCUGCGUCGGGAUCCUGCUGCUUUCGAGUACCUAUACAUCCAGAGUCGGAAUGACGUUAUCCGAGAACGCUUUGGAAUGGACCCCAGGCCAGAGAUGCUUUUGGGCCUUGCUGCCCUGCACAUCUAUAUCACUGUUUCAGCCACUCAGCCUAGUCAGAAGAUCACACUCAAGAAUGUGGAGAAGGAGUGGGGCCUAGAGCCCUUUCUUCCCCCCUCCCUCCUGCAGGGCAUCAAAGAGAAGAACCUUCGGAAGUCUCUGUCUCAACAACUGAAGGCCCACCAAAUGCAUCCAUCUAGCAGCACCAAGGGCUCCGCAGUUCAAGCAAAGCUCCAGUACCUUCGAAUUCUGAAUGAACUUCCGACCUUCACUGGUGUUUUAUUCAACACUGUAGGCCUGGACGAGAAGCAGUCAGCCACCACUCUACUGGUGGGACCCCGUCACGGCAUCAGCCAUGUUAUUGACCUCAAAACCAACCUCACCACUGUGCUCUCCGAGUUCAGCAAGAUCAGCAAGGUCCAGCUGUUCCGGGAGAAUCAGGGCGUGGCCCGAGUGGAGACCAGCAUCAUGGAUGCCAAGCCUCUGGUGCUGUUGAUGGAGUGGCCUGAAGCUACCAAUUUUGCCUGCCUGAUUGCGGGGUACUGCCGCCUUCUGCUGGAUUCCAGGAAGAUGGUCUUCUCCAGGCCUGCCAGCCAGCCUCUUCCACCUCCAAUGAUAAAGGCUGAUCACAUGCACAGUGCCCACCGUUCUGUCGCUGGGGGCCACCUGGGGAAAAAGGAGAGUAGUUACAUGGGCAGCCUGGGCACCAGCCCUAGGAAGUCAAGCCGAUGCACGACCCCACCUGCCGACUCUGAGCUUGUCAGCUUCUGCUACCUCCACAUGCGGGAACAAAGGAAGGAGCAAGAAAGCAGGACAGAUGUCAACGAGAACCUAAUUUUCUUCGACGAAACCAGGCCCCGAACCAAAUCUGACCCCACAUCCAAAAGCUCUGGCCAAGGUUACGAGAUGAUUCCUGAUGACUUUGACGUAGCCAGCCUAGACCAUGAGCCUUGUGCCAGCAGGGCCCGGUCCUACACUUUGGACAAUUCCCUUGGGGCUGAAGCCCUGAAUUUCUACUGUGAUUCUUGCAAAGUCAAACUCCAGGAGCAUCUGGGGCCUCGAAAAGGUGGGAGGCCUGGCUCCUCUCCGGACAAUAUGGUAGACUUAAUGUCUCUCCCACCACCAGGAAGUGAGGAAGAGGAGGAAGAGGAAGAUGAGACAACUUCUCUGUUGCCUGCCAUUGCUGCUCCACCCCCUGGUUUCAGAGACAACAGCUCUGAUGAGGAAGAUCCCAAGCUCAGGGCUGUUCAAAGUCAGGAGCAAGGACGUCACCUGCGAGGGCUCCUGUAUGAUGAGAUUCCAGUGACUCUGAUUGACAGUGUACAGACCCGGACAGUACGAGAUCAUGCCCAGGAGCUUGAUGAUGCCCUGGUGUCAACUCUGCAGGCUCUAGAAGCCCUGGCUGCUUCAGAAGAUGGACCCCACCCCCAACCCCCACAAACUGCAGGUCUGAUUGUGCUGGCCACAAUCACUCCUGAAUCAUCGCUGGAUUCGGGUCAUGAAACCAACUCCUCAGAGCUCACAGAUAUGUCAGAGAUGAUGUCGGCCAUGAAGCACCAAAAUACCACCUACUUCCUGGCCCAACACCUCAACAAGGACAGCCUCCUUGCCCGAAAGGACCUACCUUUCAGGAUCCAGAGCUGUGCAGCUCAGGCUGUCCUCACUGCCCCUUAUGCUCUUGGGCCCCCAGACCCCAACCCAUCUCUCCAGCCAGCUGUCACUGGCCAGAGCCCUGGGCCCCCUGGGGCUCGCAGAAAGAUGCCUCAGUCAGAAACCCAGAUGCAGGGAGAGAGAACAUAUUCCUUGGCCGUGCACCCAGCACUGUCCCCACAGCUUAGUGAACAGAAGAAUCUGAGCCUGCUUCCCCCAGUUCCUGAGAACAAAGGGCCAGGCCACAGUAGGCCAGGCCUAGAAAUGUCACUAAGGGCAGCCACACCAUCCCUCAGUGAAGAACAGGUCUCAGAGCUUAGGGAGAACCUGCCCAAGGAAGUCAGGUUGAACCCUAAACUUAUCCUGGACCCAAAAGGCAAUGUGACCCCAGCCAUCAUCUCGGCUGCUCUACAGCAGGUGGUACACAAUAAGAGUCUAGCCACUCCUGGCACAGCUUUGGCAGCACCCUCCAACAGGGGAGAGAGAAGGCUGGAGGCAAGCAUGGGGAGGCCCGAGGUCACCAUGGACAGGCCAGACGUUAACCUGAUGAGUACCAGUGCCAGCAAGAAUCUGAAGUUUAAAAUGAGCCCUGGUGCUCCAGAAACCACACGGAAUUCUCAGCAGCAGCUGGGCCUAGAGGCGUCUGCCAGCCCCAGAGCAGCCACUGGCAGCCGGGCUGACAACCUCCACCUUAUCCCACAAGAGGAUAGGUUUCCUGUUCAAAGUUUCCCUCCCAAGAGCUAUCUAUCCAGAGCAAGUCGAGACUCAGUGGGCAAGCAAACUACUGGGGAGGUGGCAAGCAAGAGUGGGCCAGAGUGUGCUAAGCCUCCCCCUAACAAGCAGAGCACAGUCUCAGGACAGGGGGAGAAAGGGCAGCUGGAGAGCAUAUCCAAAAGCAGCAAGCUUGAAGAGACCAGCCUGGUUCCCCGAGCUGGCUAUCCCAUGGCUCUGCAGAGCCCAAGCUGCCAUGUUCGAAGCCACAGCCCUAGCUGCCAGCCCCGUGGCCCCAGCCCAAGCAGUCAGUCCCGUGGCCAGAGCCCCAGCUGCCAACCUAGAGGCCAGAGCCCAAUGAGGCCUCUGGCCACCAGCCGGCAAGUUAGCACCAUGCCCUCUAGAAAGCUUGAAACAACCCUGGAUGGAGCCCACUUAACCUCUGAAGGCCCCACAAAGCCCAAGUCAUCCCGAGGUCCUUUCCGACUACGCAACUUAUUCUCUGCCACCUUCCCUACGCGCCAGAAGAAAGAGACAGAUGAGAGACAGGCCCAGCUGCAGAAGGUAAAGCAGUAUGAAUUGGAGUUCCUUGAGGAACUUCUAAAGCCACCGAGCCAAGGGGAGCUUCCAAGCACAGAGUACCUGCAACCCCCAGCACCUGGACGCUGCAGCUGCCAGCUACGCAGUAGUCCCGUGCAGCAGGGACCUGGCAUGUCUCGUGAACAGAGGCGCAGCUGUGACUGCAAGCGCAUCUGCCGAGGAGGUCGGUCACAGGCUGCCCAGACCCCAGUGCCUGGCUUCCGGGAGAGGGAGAGGGUUCCCCCUACCCAGAGGCAGCCAGAGGCUGACCCAGGCUUGAGCCUUAGUCCCAUCAACAUCCAGCGCAUCCGCUCCACCAGCCUGGAGUCCCGUGAGUGCAGGUCAGAUCCUGAGAGUGGUGUUUCAUGCCUGACCACGUGUGCCUCAGGGGGUGAGUGUUUGGGAGAUCCCAACUACAGGAAACUGAUGCAUCGCUACAGUAUUGGUGAGCUGGACCAGGGUGACAGGGCCUCACUGACCUCAGAUAUCUACCCACACCCACCCCUGGGAAUGCUGCCUAGAGAGGUCAAGGAGAUAGACACAGGCCUCCCGCUAGGCUUGGGUCCAAAAAGCAAGUAUGCGGAGUCACCAACUCUAGGAGACCCCUCCUAUGUCCAAGUAGCCCCUGAGAGUAAAGGCCCCAGGCAGAUGGCUGUGUUCUCACUGCCAGAGGAGGUCUACCGGAGGCCAGCUGAUCUGGAUGAGGACAGUGAAAGUAGCAAGUGUUGUUCCAUUCGCUACUGCUUCUACUACCGCAAGUGUGACAUGGCAGAUGAUGCCAGUGAUGGCAAGGAUGAGCUUUCCUAUUCCAUCCCCAUGAAGAUUCUGCCUGGCAUGAAAUUGGAUGAGCAGGUGGUACCUGUGGUGAGCAGAACCCUACAGGUACUGGAUGCUGCCACCUGCAGCAGCAGCCCCGAGGCCCCCCACACCCAGGAGAUUGACCUUCGGGUGUCUACCUUUGAGGGGAGCCUGGCUAAGAUCAAUGCCCUGCGGGCCCAUGCCUAUGGCCUCCCUGAUGGCUUCUUGGCUGCCCGUCUGGACACCAAUGAGCUGCUUACAGUCUUGCGGCAGUGUGUGGCCAGCCCUGAGGCCCGUGCUCCCAAGCCCUAUGUCUCUCAAAUUUCCGAGUACAAGCUUGAGCUAUCUCUCAAGUUCAAGGAGCUCAGGGCCUCCUGCCGCCGUGUAGCCAACGUGGACAAGAGCCCAACUCACAUGCUGGCGGCCAUCACAGGCAGCUUCCAGGUGCUGAGCAGCCUCAUUGAAACCUUUGUACGGCUAGUGUUCAUCGUGCGCUCUGAGGCCCAGCGCCAGGAGCUGCUUGCCAAAGUAGAAGAGGUAGUGAGGAAUUACACCUUCCUGCUGCGUGCUGCUGAGGAGUCCACAGCUCGGAACCUUAACCAGCAGCAGCAGCAGCAGCAGCAGCAGCAGCAACAGCAGCAGCAGCAGCAGCCUCCGCUGCCACUGCCACUGCCACUGCCACAGCUGCCAGCAGCCACAGGGCACCCACCAGGCUCCCCAUCAUCGACUGUUAUGAGCACAUUCACACGCUCCUUAAAAACCCUUAUCAAGUAGGGCACUUGCCCAGGCUUGUCCCUUCCCCACCCACAGCCCCAGGUUUGAGCUUUGUGGUCUUUGCAUCUUUGUGGUGAGUGUGUGUGCGUGUGUGUGUCUGCUGGGCCAGUCAGGGUCCAAGAGCCUAUCAGUCUCCAAGGCUAACUCCCUAGACUAAGGCUCUCUAUUAAGAGCUGCAGGCUUAGCUGCCGCCCUGGGUGUACUCACCCCUGCCUGGCCUCUGGGCGUCACUGUGAGGGCAAAGGUCCCUUGCCAUUACGUCCACCACAGAGCUGUAUUUUAUCUCUUCUCUGGGGCUGAUAGGUGACAUCAGGUUCACCUCUUGCUCUGAGUUGGGCACUGGGGAAGCCAGGACCUCGAGCUCCUCCUAGCAUCUGCUGCCUCACAGAGGGCAGUGGCAGUAGCGGUAGGCCACAGCGCCAAACCAAGGAGAGAGGGCGCUCAGUCCAGAUGCACCCACCUACCAUGGGCUCUUUUGUACCUGGCAGGAGCCACCUCAAGGGCCAGUGCCCAGGUAGGAUAUGUGCAGAAUACAGCCAUGCCUGGCUGUCAGUGGCUGGCUCAACAGGCUGGAAGCCUUGGGAGCCCUUGCCCCCCAGGUUCAGUAGCUCCACACCAGCCAUCCCUAAAGUGCCCUGCCCCUUUCUGAUGGGCAGGGCAGCUCAGUCCACUAGGGAGCAAGCCUCUGAGAUCACCUCACUUGUUUUGGGUAAGGUAUCUGGUGAAAAUGUCUGCUCUGGGGAGACCCAGUGCUGGCAUCAGAGCCUGCUCAGCUCAACCCAGCCCUGUUUGCAGGAGCUGUUGGCCAGAGGCAUGUGGCUCCUCUCUCAAGAUCUCUAUCAGAUAGACUGUCCUUAGGAGUUUGAUGUAGCUACGGAUUGGGAUAGGGGGUGGGGGGAGGGGGGAAGGGUGGGGGUGUUGAUGACUAUAUCUUAAACUUCUGGAAGCUAGCGUGAUAUGUUAAUCCUGAGUAUAUGCUUUUGGCUGUGUAUUGACCCUGUGGAUUUGUCUCUCUAAGAAAAGAAGCUGAGCGCCUUACCCAGUGCAGUCCUGCACCUCUCUCUCCCUCUCUGGAACCAUCUGGAAGGGAAUUCACACUGUUUAGCAUACUCUUUGACACUCAUCUAUUGCCACUGCUACCACCACCACCACCACUGUCACCGCUGCCACCGCUGCUGCCGCUGCUGCCAUCCACCCCUACCCCUAGCCCUUCUGGGAGUGAAGACACGGAGUCCCUACAGUUAUCUCACUGUAGGAAACAAAGAAA
Molecule: messenger RNA, 7353 nt
Organism: Meriones unguiculatus (Mongolian gerbil)
Lineage: Eukaryota; Metazoa; Chordata; Mammalia; Rodentia; Muridae
Gene: Frmpd3
Product: FERM and PDZ domain containing 3
Exons: 16
Coding region: 759-6086 (1775 amino acids)
Biological process (GO): signal transduction
Cellular component (GO): cytoskeleton
Molecular function (GO): protein binding
Source: RefSeq, a predicted model, not a curated record